Cherax quadricarinatus is the source of this 492-nucleotide messenger RNA. The record is from RefSeq and is a predicted model, not a curated record. Lineage: Eukaryota; Metazoa; Arthropoda; Malacostraca; Decapoda; Parastacidae.
AUGAGGUCCAUUGGGCUCAAUUCAAGGGAAGUGAGGAUAUGUCCAAUUCUUUGGGUCAAGAGCCCUUCAUCCAAGCUAAGAACUACCUGUGGAAUUGAACUAUUAAUGAGAGGAGACUCGUGUAUUGAUGAUGACCAGGAAACGAGUGAAAUUCUAAAAGAACAGUACGAGUCAUCGAAUUUAACAUUAUCCUCUUUUCAUAGACAUUACCUGAUUCCUUUGGCAUUACAACAAAAGAGCAAAUGGAGGAAGAAAGGCUUAAAGCUUCACAUCUUUGGAGAACAUACUUUUGUUGCCAAACAUAUGUCCAGUUCAACACCGUGUGAAGUGUGUCAUAAAACGUUAGGAAGAAGAUUUGGAAAACAAGGCUAUGUUUGCCGGGACUGCGGCUUCAAGUGUCACAAGCCAUGCCAUGUGAAGACAGAAACCGUCUGCCCAAACUCUACCAUCAACACUAUGGACCUGUAAGUUACCAUGCAGCAUACAUUUUAA